AUGAUUCUGGAAGGAAGUGGUGUAAUGAAUCUCAACCCCAGCAACAACCUCCUGCACCAGCAACCAUCCUGGACAGACAGCUACUCCACGUGCAAUGUAUCCAGCGGGUUCUUUGGAGGCCAGUGGCAUGAAAUCCACCCUCAGUACUGGACAAAGUACCAGGUGUGGGAGUGGCUCCAGCACCUUCUGGACACCAACCAGCUCGACGCCAGCUGCAUCCCUUUCCAGGAGUUUGACAUCAACGGCGAGCACCUCUGUAGCAUGAGUUUGCAGGAGUUCACCCGGGCGGCUGGGACGGCGGCGGGGCAGCUCCUCUACAGCAACCUGCAGCAUCUCAAGUGGAAUGGCCAGUGCAGCAGUGACCUGUUCCAGUCCACACACAAUGUCAUUGUAAAGACUGAACAAACUGAUCCUUCCAUCAUGAACACCUGGAAAGAAGAAAACUAUUUAUAUGACACCAACUAUGGUAGCACAGUAGAUUUGUUGGACAGCAAAACUUUCUGCAGGGCCCAGAUCUCCAUGACAACCACCAAUCACCUUCCUAUCGAUCCUCGGGGGACUCACUUAUGGGAAUUCAUCCGUGACAUCCUCCUGAACCCAGACAAGAAUCCAGGGUUAAUCAAGUGGGAAGACCGAGCCGAGGGAAUCUUCAGGUUCUUGAAAUCAGAGGCUGUGGCUCAAUUAUGGGGGAAAAAGAAAAAUAACAGCAGCAUGACUUAUGAAAAACUCAGCCGUGCUAUGAGAUAUUACUACAAAAGAGAAAUUCUGGAACGUGUGGAUGGAAGAAGACUGGUAUAUAAAUUUGGAAAGAAUGCGCGUGGAUGGAGAGAAAAUGAAAACUGA
Messenger RNA from Orycteropus afer afer, 843 nucleotides. RefSeq names its product ETS homologous factor (gene EHF). Gene Ontology annotation, biological process: cell differentiation; regulation of transcription by RNA polymerase II. Gene Ontology annotation, cellular component: nucleus. Lineage: Eukaryota; Metazoa; Chordata; Mammalia; Tubulidentata; Orycteropodidae. Gene Ontology annotation, molecular function: DNA-binding transcription factor activity, RNA polymerase II-specific; sequence-specific DNA binding. The record is from RefSeq and is a predicted model, not a curated record.